Messenger RNA from Ananas comosus (pineapple), 442 nucleotides. Its product is annotated as pyrophosphate-energized vacuolar membrane proton pump-like. The transcript has a single exon. The annotation marks the transcript as partial. Lineage: Eukaryota; Viridiplantae; Streptophyta; Magnoliopsida; Poales; Bromeliaceae. The record is from RefSeq and is a predicted model, not a curated record.
UCACCUCUCUCUCUCUCUCUCUACACUCUACGCAUCGAGGAGAGAGAAACACACGCCCCUCACAAAACCCUCAAAACCCUAGCAACGUUGCCCUCUCCAUCUCCGUCGCCACCUCCUCCGCCGCCGACGACGAGAAAGUGAGAUCUCCGGCGAGGUGCUGGGGGAAUGGGGGGUACGAUCUUGACGGACCUCGCGGCGGAGAUCCUGAUCCCCGCCGCGGCCGCGGUGGGGAUCGCGUACGCGCUGGUGCAGUGGAUCCUCGUGGCUAGGGUCCGGCUCUCGCCGGAGAACGAGGCGCCUUGGCCGCAGAGGGGGAGCGGCGACGGCGUCGUGGGGGGCGAUAAGAAUGGGUACGAUGACUUCCUGAUCGAAGAGGAGGAGGGGAUCAACAACCGCGACGUCGUCAUUAAGUGCGCCGAGAUCCAAAGCGCCAUUUCCGAAG